CUCCUCUCCUUCCAUUCUCUCCCUCACACACUUUCCUUUCCCCCCUCUCUCCCUCUUUCCCUCCCUCCUUCCCUCCCUCUCUCCCUCUUUCCCUCCCUCCUUCCCUACAUUGACUCAAUCUGCUCCUCAUUCUCUCAGCUCCUCUCCUUCCAUUCUCUGCCUCACACACUUUCCUUUCCCCCCUCUCUCCCUCUUUCCCUCCCUCCUUACCUCCCUCUCUCCCUCUUUCCCUCCCUCCUUCCCUCCCUCUCUCCCUCUUUCCCUCCCUCCUUCCCUCCCUCUCUCCCUCCUUUCAUCAGAACAGAGCUGGCAGUGGCACUGGGCUGUCCAUGGCUUUGAGGCAAGCUAUAUCAGCAGAGUUGGCAUUGGCAACCCGUGGCAUUGCAACCUUCCUGACCUGAUUGCUCCUCUCCUCCCAUUCUUUCUCCCUACAGGCUGUGCUCGCACGAACCUUGCAGCACCGCUCUCCACCUCUGGACGGCACCGAGUCCUCUCCCACUCCCCCCACUCCCAAGCGCCUGGAGCUCUGCCUCGUUCAGAGCCGUGA
Closterium sp. NIES-65 is the source of this 547-nucleotide messenger RNA. NCBI's taxonomy places the organism in Eukaryota, Viridiplantae, Streptophyta, Zygnematophyceae, Desmidiales, Closteriaceae. The record is from the annotation of a GenBank genome assembly.